This is a messenger RNA of Cylindrotheca closterium, 609 nucleotides long. Lineage: Eukaryota; Bacillariophyta; Bacillariophyceae; Bacillariales; Bacillariaceae. The record is from the annotation of a GenBank genome assembly.
AUGGUCCGAAUCGGUCAAAGAGAAUUGCAAGCUCUGAACAUUGACACCAACAUCACUCAACUGCCCGCCACUAGUACUACUCAACCAUCAGGCACACGAGUGACAAUGUCCACUGCUGGCAACUCAAUAACAAACCGCAACCCGUCUCGAGUCCUACAACCUGGACAUCUUGAAACAAGUCUUGUGUACAUCCUGGAAACUGUCUUAGGCUGCAGUGCUGGCAGCAUCCUCCAUCUCGCACUUGACUUAUACGGUUGCAAAUGUUACCUUGAUCUUGUUGGCAUGGAUGAUGCUGAUAUUGACGGACUACAGUAUCCUGUCAGUCAGCCACGUGAUGCUAACGGUGACCCUCAACCUGAUGUACUUCGGGAUGUGCCAAAACCUCUUAAGGUAUAUCUCCAUGGGAUCCGUGGCUACGUCUACCACCGAGAAACUGUGCUUCAGGACCCAGUUACUCUGACUAACUGUGUCCUCAUUGACCCUGAUGAUUUUGAUACAUACAGGGCCUCCAGCGCAUUCAUCGUGUUCCGCAGCCGCACCAUCCCACAGCCUCUCGUCUCCAAGCCAUCUAGACGUUCACCAGCUGAGGAAUUUGAUCGGGGCAUUAAU